Harpia harpyja (harpy eagle) is the source of this 354-nucleotide messenger RNA. RefSeq names its product NADH:ubiquinone oxidoreductase complex assembly factor 8 (gene NDUFAF8). Gene Ontology annotation, cellular component: mitochondrion. Gene Ontology annotation, biological process: mitochondrial respiratory chain complex I assembly. Lineage: Eukaryota; Metazoa; Chordata; Aves; Accipitriformes; Accipitridae. The record is from RefSeq and is a predicted model, not a curated record. Bases 77 to 289 code for a protein of 70 amino acids. The transcript is spliced from 3 exons.
GCGGGGCGAACGGCCAAUCGCGGUUGCUCCGCCAUGGCGGCGCCCAGGCCGUGAGGCGGCGGCGGCGGCGGCGGCGAUGUCGGGCCGGGGCGUCUGGCUGCGGGCGCGGGCGCGGCUGCGGCGUUUCCCCACGCUGCUGGCGGGCUGCGGGGAGCAGGCGGCUGCCUACGGCCGGUGCGUGGCCGCGGCGGCGGGCGGGACGGCGGAGCUGCGGAGGGACGUCUGCCUGGAGGAGUUCCGGGCGCUGCGGGAUUGCUUCGCCCGGGCGGCAAAAGCGACGCCGAAGUGACCACGGUGCCGGCCCCGGUGCCCCUCACCCUGCGCACCGGCCUGAAGAUGCUUCGGAAAAAAUAA